This is a messenger RNA of Mangifera indica (mango), 1761 nucleotides long. RefSeq names its product transcription factor bHLH137-like. The transcript is spliced from 8 exons. The record is from RefSeq and is a predicted model, not a curated record. Gene Ontology annotation, molecular function: DNA-binding transcription factor activity; protein dimerization activity. Gene Ontology annotation, cellular component: nucleus. Lineage: Eukaryota; Viridiplantae; Streptophyta; Magnoliopsida; Sapindales; Anacardiaceae. Gene Ontology annotation, biological process: regulation of DNA-templated transcription. The coding region runs from base 238 to 1266 and encodes 342 amino acids.
AACCAGUCAACUGUACUGAAACUUUGGAUGGGAAUGAGUUUAACAAUUUUUUUAAAAGGAUAGUCUGUUCUCUCUCUUCCUGGUCUAUAUAUAAACCUGAAGCCUCAUGGUUUUGUUGCAGACCCACUUACUUUUCCUGACUGCCAACGAACUGCCUCCAAGUAUCAUAAUCUCUGCCUUCUCUUCCAUCACCUUCUUGAAAGCUAGCAUUUUUUUAAACUUUCAAAGCUCUCAAAAAUGGCAGCCUUUUCAUACCAACACCACCAUCCUUUUCUUCUUGACUCUGUUAACUUGGCAAAUACUGAUCCUGUUAAGGUGUCUGGAUUUAUGGAGGAAGGAAAUAAUAAUAUCAAUAAUUCCAACUUAUUCUCUCACUUUUACCCACCCAAACCUCUUCCUCUUGACGUCAGAGUCCGUAAGACUAGCUGUCUUGAUUACAGUUCAAAGGUUGCUCUUAGUGAUAAUGGGCCUUCUGUGACCAAAAAACAAAGCACAGAGGUGGAUAAGCUUGAAAGUGGUGAGCAGGUCACUCAGGCUCCCCCUGACAUGGACAAGAAGAGGAAAAACAGAGACGGUUCUUCUCCAAAUUCUGCUCAAUCUAAGGAUCGGAGUGAAGUGAAAAGUAAGAAGCAAAGAAAAUGCAAAAAUACCCAGAAAGAUGAAGAAGAUUUGAAAUCAGAAGCUGAAAAGAAAGAAAAGAAGAAACUUUCAGAUGAACAGCCACCUACUGGUUAUAUUCAUGUUAGAGCAAGAAGGGGUCAGGCAACAGACAGCCACAGCUUAGCUGAAAGGGCAAGAAGAGAGAAAAUUAGCAAGAAGAUGAAAAUAUUGCAAAAACUUGUGCCUGGCUGUGACAAAGUAACUGGAAAGGCCCUCAUGUUGGAUGAAAUUAUCAAUUAUGUGCAGUCCCUGCAGAAUCAAGUAGAGUUUCUGUCGAUGAAGCUUGCUUCUGUAAAUCCCUUGCUCUAUGAUUUUGGACUGGACCUAGACAUGUACAUCGGCAGACCAGAGAGAUUGAAUGCCAUUACUUCACCAAUGUCACCUAUGCCACAACGCAGCCCCUGCCCUGCCCAGCUCACAACUUUUUCCCAUACUACCACCACUUAUACCACAUCUGAUAGCUAUCCUUUUGCGGCGGCGUCACAAUUACUUCAACAAGAGCAGAGGACAAGUGCCUUCUCUCAGGAUAAUGGUGGUCUAUUUUGGGAUGCGGAGGACCAAAAACAAAGGUUUCUUAAUCCAUAUGGGUUCACCAACAGCCAUUAAUGUUUGAAUAUAGCUGCCCUACAAACAUCUUGCUUACCGGGAGAUUUGAUAGCCCAACCAAAACCAGAAAAAAUAAAUAAAAAUGAAACUUACAGAGCAGCGAGGCAUGAAAAACAAUCGACAGAAAGCUUCUUUUUAAAGCAUAAGUUCCGAUGGAGAGGGAUUCUUUCUUCACCUGGAGAAUUAAAGCUCUGGUUCUAAUAAGAGUAAAGCGGCAUCUCAACGUGAAUAAUAAAAGGGCAGCAAAAUCAAUGGAUGAAAAGAAACAACACCAGCAACAGGCCAGAUAAGACUAGAUAUUUUAACAGAUCCCUUGUUCCUGUCCAUUUUGACACCAAAAAGUUGCGCGUGCACAAAUUCGAAGAAUCUCUUGUCGUUAAAUCCAGAAACUUAUCUCAUGUAAAAUUUCAUAUUUUAUAUAAUAUAAAACGAUAGCUAGACAUGCAAAAAUAAGCGCUGUUUUUGUAUUUGCAGAUAAUCCAAACUUAAAGUCAA